Molecule: messenger RNA, 222 nt
Organism: Suillus clintonianus
Lineage: Eukaryota; Fungi; Basidiomycota; Agaricomycetes; Boletales; Suillaceae
Exons: 1
Source: RefSeq, a predicted model, not a curated record
CUUAUUCUAACUGCGCGCCAGAACAUCUCGUACCAUACAUCUGCCUUGACAGGUCAAGCAUGGGUUCUUGAGCUCACGACAGGCCACCCAGACUGGAUUCAGCACAACCUGGGUGUCAACUUAGAGAUGUUCAAAGAGCUGCUUGAAGUUCUUCAUAGACACAGAUUUCAACAAUCUUGCAAUGGUGUCUCCCUUGAGGAACAAUUAGCAAUAUUUUUAUAC